Molecule: messenger RNA, 3340 nt
Organism: Megalops cyprinoides (Indo-Pacific tarpon)
Lineage: Eukaryota; Metazoa; Chordata; Actinopteri; Elopiformes; Megalopidae
Product: serine/threonine-protein kinase N2-like
Exons: 22
Coding region: 390-3317 (975 amino acids)
Biological process (GO): protein phosphorylation; signal transduction
Molecular function (GO): ATP binding; protein serine/threonine kinase activity; small GTPase binding
Source: RefSeq, a predicted model, not a curated record
ACCUGGUUGGGAGUGAGGCUUCGGCAGCAGGGUGUGUAGCUAGCUUUCUUAGGGCGUACGCUGUCGAGCUAACGCGUAAACCACCGCCUCUUCAACCAGCUGCAUUUUGACAGCUCACAAUAUCGACUUUUUUUUUUUACAUUUUGUGACUUUUACCCGACCGCCUUUUUUAUUUCGGCUAAAUCAAAGAGCAGAAAGCAUCGUGAUGGAAAAGUCCGGAGUUUCCGGGCUGACCGAUGGAACGGUUGUUGGAAUACGGAUGGUUUCGUUUUAACCCGUAAAUAGGGAAAUAUAAGAACACGGGAAUAAAUCGCAGCGCAACUUUUUUUGUUUUUAGAGUGACUCACCUCCCCUUCUCCGCCGAGUUUGAUUCAAAGUUGAGAGCCAAGAUGGCGGCCGAUUCCGUGCAGGGAGAUGGCAGGAGCCACAUGGUGUCAGAACUGGGCCUGGGCCAGAACCUGGACCUGUCCGACACCAUGGUGCAGCAGAAACUGGACGAGAUCAAGGACCAGAUCAAGAGGGAGAUCCGCAAGGAGCUGAAGAUCAAGGAGGGAGCCGAGAACCUGCGCAAGGUCACCACCGACAAGAAGAGCCUGGCCUACGUGGACAACAUGCUGAAGAAGUCCAACAAGAAGGUGGAGGAGCUGCACCAGGAGCUGCAGGAGCUGAACGCACACAUUGUGGUCAAGGACCCCGAGGAUCUCCUGGAGUGCCCACUAACGCCAGACACCCCCAGCAGCGAAGCGCGCAUGUGCACCAGCAACAGCAGGCUGGCGGCCCUGAAGAAACAGAACGACAUUGAGCUGAAGGUGAAGCAGGGGGCCGAAAACAUGAUCCAGAUGUACUCCAACGGCUCCUCAAAGGACCGUAAACUGCUUGCGACCGCUCAGCAGAUGCUCCAGGACAGCAAGACCAAGAUCGAGUUCAUCCGGAUGCAGAUUCUGAAAGCCAGCCAGACCAGCGAAAUGAGCCUGGAGAGCAAUGAUGGCAUGGCCAAGCCCAUCAUCAGCCCGCUGGACCUGCGGCUGGAGGAGCUACGCCAUCACCUGCGCAUCGAGUACGCCGUCGCCGAGGGCGCCAAGAACGUCAUGAAGCUGCUGGGCUCCGGCAAGCUGACCGACAAGCGGGCGCAGUCCGAGGCUCAGGCGAGGUUCAACGAGUCCAACCAGAAGUUGGACCUGCUGAAGUACUCCCUGGAGCAGAGGCUGAGUGAGCUGCCGAAAAACCACCCCAAGAGCAGCGUGAUCAUGGAGGAGCUGGCGCUGGUGUCCUCCCCAACACUGAGCCCACGGCAGAGCAUCAUCUCCUCACAGAACCAGUACAGCACUGUGGCCAAACCUGCCGCCCUCACAGGAACUCUGGAUGUGAGACUAAUGGGCUGCCAGGACCUGCUGGAGAGCGUCCCGGGCCGAUCCAAAUCCGCCGCGGUUCCGCUUCCCGGCUGGAGCCCGAGUGAAACCAGGUCCUCCUUCAUGAGCCGGGGCAGCCGCAACAGAGGAGGCACCAGCCGGAGCCUCUCCAAAACGGACGACCUGUCCAAUGAGAUCAGCGCUGUGCUGAAGCUGGACAACACAGUAGUGGGCCAGACCAGCUGGAAGCCGGUCAGCAACCAGUCCUGGGACCAGAAGUUCACCUUGGAGCUGGACCGGUCUCGGGAGCUGGAGAUCUCGGUCUACUGGAGAGACUGGCGGUCCCUCUGUGCGGUCAAGUUCCUGCGACUCGAGGACUUCCUGGACAACCAGCGCCACGGCAUGUGCCUGUACCUGGAGCCCCAGGGCACACUGUUCGCAGAGGUGACCUUCUUUAACCCCGUUAUCGAAAGGAGACCAAAACUGCAGAGGCAGAAAAAGAUCUUCUCCAAGCAGCAAGGAAAGACCUUCCUGCGCGCUCCUCAGAUGAACAUCAACAUCGCCACCUGGGGCCGGCUGGUGCGGAGGGCCAUCCCCUCCGUCAGCAACUCCUUCAGCCCCCAGGUGCCUGAGCUGGCCUCCGAAUCCACGCCCAGCAGCCAGCCAGGCUCGCCCACCUCCACCAGCAGUGAUCCGACCGUGACCAAGCUGGACUUCGACAAAGAGGAGACCCCCGGCCCCAAGCGUCACUCCAUGCCUGUGGAGAUCAGAGAGCCCGAGGGCACGGCGCCGGGCAGAGAGGAGGUGCAGGACGCCCUGGCGACGUUCGACUUCCUGAACGACAGGAAUAGCAUGGUACUCAAACCAGACGCCGAUAACGUAGCACAGCACGAGAUCCAGCAGCCCGACCUGAAGCUCAUAUCUGUGGAACAGAGCACUGAAAUAAGGGAAGAAGAGCAGUUCCAGUUCAGCCUCAAGGACUUCAAAUGCGUUGCAGUGCUGGGGCGUGGCCAUUUUGGGAAGGUGCUGCUCGCAGAGUACAAAAUCACAGGAGAAAUGUUUGCCAUCAAAGCCUUGAAAAAAGGAGAUAUCGUGGCUCGUGAUGAGGUGGACAGUCUGAUGUGUGAGAAGAGGAUCUUCGAGACGGUGAACAGCGUGCGACACCCCUUCCUGGUCAACCUGUUCGCCUGCUUCCAGACCGAGCACCACGCGUGCUUCGUCAUGGAGUAUGCGGCCGGGGGCGACCUCAUGAUGCACAUCCACGCCGAUGUCUUCUCCGAGCCACGGGCCGUGUUUUAUGCAGCAUGUGUGGUCCUGGGACUGCAGUUCUUGCAUGACCAUAAAAUUGUAUACAGAGAUCUGAAGCUGGAUAACCUGCUGCUGGAUACAGAGGGCUAUGUUAAGAUUGCUGACUUUGGCCUUUGCAAAGAAGGAAUGGGGUUCCGAGACCGCACCAGCACAUUCUGCGGGACGCCGGAGUUCCUGGCCCCCGAGGUGCUGACAGAGACGUCCUACACGCGGGCAGUGGACUGGUGGGGGCUGGGCGUGCUCAUCUUUGAGAUGCUGGUGGGAGAGUCCCCGUUCCCUGGUGAUGAUGAGGAGGAGGUGUUUGACAGCAUUGUCAACGAUGAAGUCCGCUACCCGCGAUUCCUGUCGACAGAAGCCAUCUCCAUCAUGCGAAGGCUUUUGAGGAGGAACCCCGAACGGCGCCUCGGAGCUGGGGAGCGUGACGCGGAGGAAGUGAAGAAGCACCCCUUCUUCAGAAACGUUGAUUGGACCGCGCUGCUGGCCAAGAAGGUCAAGCCCCCGUUUGUGCCGACCGUCCAAGGGCGUGAGGACGUCAGCAACUUCGACGACGAAUUUACCUCAGAGGCCCCAGUCCUGACCCCGCCCCGCGAGCCCAGGGUCCUGACGGGCGACGAACAGGAGAUGUUCCGGGACUUCGACUACAUUGCAGACUGGUGUUAGCCCCCCCACCAUCACCACCCCCA